Athalia rosae (coleseed sawfly) is the source of this 962-nucleotide messenger RNA. Its product is annotated as AN1-type zinc finger protein 1-like. Gene Ontology annotation, cellular component: cytoplasm. Gene Ontology annotation, molecular function: zinc ion binding. The transcript has 2 exons. The coding region runs from base 1 to 807 and encodes 268 amino acids. The record is from RefSeq and is a predicted model, not a curated record. NCBI's taxonomy places the organism in Eukaryota, Metazoa, Arthropoda, Insecta, Hymenoptera, Athaliidae.
AUGGAGUUUCCAACUUUGGGAAGUCAAUGCUCGGUCACGACUUGCAUGCAACUAGAUUUUUUACCUAUCACCUGCUCACAUUGCCAGCUAAAAUUCUGUGAAAACCAUUCUCAUGUCAUCUCGCAUGCUUGUGCAAAAUUCCUGGAGAAUAUCGGUUCAGAAGGGAAACCGGUUAUCUACUUCAGCUGUUCUGACAAAUCCUGCAAAAGCACUUCACCUGUGGAAAUACCAUGUCUCAAAUGUAAGCUACACUUUUGUAUAUCGCAUCGUCAUCAUGGGUGUAUGGAUCUAGAAAAAGAAGAAAAGAUGAAAGAAAUGAAAAAAUGGAAUAAACCUAGGCAAGACUUCAAUGAGGCUAAAGCAGUGGUUGAUAAACUAAUUAAUAACUCUUUGAAAAAAGCAAAGAAUUCUGCAGUUGUCAAUAAGGUGCAGCUAAUGCGACUCAAAGGGCGAGCUGUCGGUUUUAAUGGGAUACCAACUGAUGAUAGACGUUAUUUUCUAGUGCACCCCCCGAUUACAAGUUCAUUGAAGGUGCCUGGGGGGCCAAAGGCUGCUUACACCUGUGUUCGCUGGACAAUAGGUUUGACCAUUGACAAGUUUGCGGAUAUACUUGGUAUACCAAACACAAACAAUACGUCCCAGAGCAAGAAAUUAAAACUUUUCCACCAAACCACAGGCUCUAUUUUAUGCGAGCAGAUGGAUGUGUCAAUAUCGGAACUCUUAGCCACUUCUGCAUUAAUCGACGGGGAAAGUUUGAUAUUAGAAUACUCCGAUAGCUUAUCGGUAGACCAGACUUUGUACCAAUAAUUGACAUUGAGUUUUGUUUUUUAAUAUAAACUAGCACUGUACCAUAGAUGACAUUGCGUUGUUACUUUGGCCUCAUAGAUUCAUCAUGCGCAGGUGUAUCUAUUAUUGGUCGUUCGGUUUUAUAUUUGUAUAAUAGUACACGUCAUUAUAUUUCA